Messenger RNA from Euleptes europaea (tarantolino), 2285 nucleotides. It is a transcript of the gene EHHADH, whose product is annotated as enoyl-CoA hydratase and 3-hydroxyacyl CoA dehydrogenase. Bases 1 to 2184 code for a protein of 727 amino acids. Gene Ontology annotation, biological process: fatty acid beta-oxidation. NCBI's taxonomy places the organism in Eukaryota, Metazoa, Chordata, Lepidosauria, Squamata, Sphaerodactylidae. Gene Ontology annotation, molecular function: NAD+ binding; (3S)-3-hydroxyacyl-CoA dehydrogenase (NAD+) activity. The record is from RefSeq and is a predicted model, not a curated record. The transcript is spliced from 7 exons. Gene Ontology annotation, cellular component: peroxisome.
AUGGCUCAGUACGCGCGGGGGGCAGCUGCAGUGGCCGUGAUCCGAAUUUGCAAUCCUCCGCUCAAUACGCUCAGUGUUAAAACAUUACUGGCUUUACAACAAGAAGUGAAGCAUGCAAAUAUUGAUCCCACUGUGAAAGCUGUUGUGAUUUGUGGUGCAAAUGGCAAAUUCAGUGCAGGUGCUGAUAUCAAACUGUUUUCCAGCCCUGAUUUGGGAAAUGGGCCCAGUCUGGCGUCAGUAAUUGAUUUAAUAGAGAAGAGUGACAAACCAAUGGUGGCUGCAAUUGAAAGUCUGGCACUAGGAGGAGGCUUGGAAGUGGCAUUGGGCUGUCAUUACAGGAUUGCACACAUGCAGGCACGGGUCGGUUUGCCUGAGGUGACACUGGGCCUACUUCCUGGGGCUGGUGGGACUCAACGGCUUCCCAGACUGAUUGGAGUACCAGCUGCACUUGAGAUCAUCACAACAGGAAAGCACAUACGGGCAGCUGAAGCACUGAAACUGGGAAUCAUCGAUGAAAUUGUAGAAGAAAAUACGGUUGAAGCGGCAAUACAUUUAGCAGAAAGAGUGUCUGGUCAACCACUGGGACCUCGUAGGCUCUGCUCAAAACAAAUUCCCAGGCUACCCAACAUGGAAGCCAUCAUUGAAGAGGCACUGGUGAAAGUGAAGAAGCAGGCCCGUGGGUUUCUUGCACCAGAAAUGUGCUUCCAAGCUGUAGAAGCCUCCUUGCAUUUGCCCUUUGAGGAGGGAAUCCGCAAAGAGAGAGAACUCUUUCUCUUCCUGUUGUCUUCGGGCCAGGCGACAGCAUUGCAAUAUGCCUUCUUUGCACAAAGAAACAUGGAGAAAUGGACGUUGCCCAGUGGAGCAUCCUGGAAAACUGCGGCCCCUCGGCCAAUCCAGAGGGCGGCUGUGAUAGGGCUGGGAACAAUGGGCCGAGGCAUCGUGGCCUCUUUGGUGAAGGCGAAGGUUCCAGUUGUGGCUUUGGAGCAGGAUAAGAAUCAUUUAGAGCAAGGAAGAGGAGCCGUGAUGGCCUUCUUAGGUGGUGAAGCUUUAAGAAUGCAACAGAACAACCAAAUGUUGGAUGUCCAGAAACCAGGCCUGCUUCACUUCACACUGGAUUUUAGUUCCCUGCGAGAUGUAGAUCUGGUUAUUGAGGCUGUUUUUGAAGACAUGGCAGUGAAGAAGGAGAUCUUCCACAAGUUAUCUACAAUCUGCAAACCUGAGGCCUUUCUGUGUACUAAUACCUCUUGUCUAGAUAUUAAUGAGAUAGCUGCUAUCACUCGCCGUCCACACCAGGUCAUUGGUACCCAUUUUUUCGCACCAGCUCAUAUAAUGAAAUUGCUGGAGGUAAUCUAUGGUCAGCAUACAUCUCCUACUGCCAUUGCCACUGUUAUGAGCCUAGGCAAAGCUAUGGGGAAAAUUGGGGUUGUAGUAGGGAAUUGUUUUGGCUUUGUUGGGAACCGAAUGUUGAUUCCUUAUAGAGACCAAAUGAAUUUCCUCAUAGAAGAGGGCAGUACUCCUGAAGAAAUAGACAAAGCUCUAGAGGAAUUUGGUUUCAAAAUGGGGCCCUUCCUGGUAUCAGAUCUCUCUGGGCUUGACGUUGGUUGGAGAAUAAGGAAAGAGCAAGGCCUGACUGGAGCCAGACUACCUCUUAGCACACCUCCUCGUCAUCGAAAUGGCAUACGAUACAGCCCACUUCCUGACAUCUUAUGUGAGAAAGGGAGAUAUGGACAGAAAACUGGCAAGGGGUGGUACCAGUAUGAUAAACCUGGUGGCAGAGUCCCCAAGUCAGAUCCAUGGCUUCAUUAUUUCCUUUCUGACUAUAGGAAUGCCCAUAAUAUUAUGACACGCACUAUAACCCAGGAUGAGAUCUUGGAGCGCUGUCUCUAUUCCCUUGCCAAUGAGGGUUUCCAGAUACUGUCUGAGGGAAUAGCUUCAUGCCCGGAAGCCAUUGAUACUGUCUAUAUCAAUGGCUAUGGCUGGCCCAGACAUAGGGGUGGCCCUAUGUUUUAUGCCUCUCAAGUCGGUUUAUCUACAGUUCUAGCAAAACUGCAGAAGUAUGCAGAGGCUAAUCCUGAUAUACCCUCACUACAGCCCUGUCCUCUUCUGCAGAAGCUUGUAGCCUUGGGUAGUCCUCCUGUGAGUAAGUGGUCAUCAUUUGUGGAAUCUCAGAACAGUAAACUGUAAUCGCACUACAAUUUAUGUUUUUAGAUUAAAUAUUCUUAGAGCUAUGGUCCAAUCUAAAUUGAGCUAUAGCACAUUGUAGAACAUUGCCUCUACCUUUUCUG